CUAGCUUUAAACCAUUUAGGCCUUGUUUACCUUUUAUAUGUGUCACACAUAUGAUUUCAAAACUAAACUGGAUAGAUUUAUUGCAUGUUACGUGUCAUUUAGUUUCUAUCAUCUCACUGUAAAGCACUAAGUUCCUCUGUUUCGAGCUUCUCUAGUUUCAUCACAAUCGCUCAUUAGGAUGCAGAACACAAGAGCUACGAUCAGGACUGCAGAAAGCAGAUAACUGAUGAGUUGUGAAGGUUUUCAGUGUGGUGUAUACGUCGAUGAAUACAAGUAACAAUGUCAUCAACUAUUCAGCCCCACCGACGAAACAGCAAGGAUGUUCCUCCCAGAUUGGCAUCACAUCCUGAUGCCAUCCUCAUGAAUCCAGGUCCUCCAGCACUUUACCAACUGAACACAGACAGAACAUAUAUUGAUGGGAAUCAAAAAAAGGUCAGACGAUGGACAUAUGGAAGAAGAGACAGAAACAAGCAGAACAAAGUCAUACUGAUGGUGGGAGAAACCGGUGCUGGGAAAACCACCCUCAUCAACACCAUGAUCAACUACUUACUGGGAGUGAAGUUUGAGGAUGAAGAGUUUUACCAAAUCACAGAAGAAGAAGAUUUAGAAGAAUCAUUAACCCAGACAUCUGAGAUCACUGUUUAUGAGGUGUUUGUUGAAGAAAACCCAACAUCUCUGACCAUCAUUGACACUCCAGGAUACGGAAACACUGAAGGAUACGAGAAAGACAGAGAUAUUUCUGAGUAUCUGAUCAGAUUAUUCUCAGAUGAGGAUGGGAUUCAUUACAUUGAUGCAGUGUGUUUUGUGAUGAAGGCGACUCAGAAUCGACUCUCUGGAAAAGAGCUUUACAUAUUUCACUCAGUUCUUUCUCUGUUUGGUAAAGAUAUAGAGAACAACAUAGUGUUUCUGUUCACACAUUCGGAUGGACGACAUCCAAGAGAUGCUCUCAGUGCCAGUAAGAAAGCCCAGAUUCCCUGCAGAAGAGAUGGGAAAAAACAACCUGUUAAUUUCUUAUUCAACAACCAGCAGAAAGAGAAAAGAGACAAUCUGUCUGAGAGUGUUUUGAAAUCAGCCUGGGAAAUGGGAGACGAAAGCAUGAAUGAGUUUUUGACACUGCUGGAAGAAAAGAACAGAAAAAGUCUUCAGAUGACAUUAGAUGUUCUGAAAGAGCGAAGACGACUUGAGACCUGUGUCUCUAAUCUGAAGGAGCGAAUCCCUGAGGAGGAGGUCAAAACUGAAGAACUGACUGCGAUUCAGGAAGCCAUUAAAGAGCAAAGAGACAAGAUUCAGAAAUGUGAAAACUUUCAGUUUACAGUCAGAACCGCUGUCAAAGAAAAAGUCCCCACAGACGAUGAAUGGUGGUGGAGCAGAAACCAAACCUGCUGCAAUGUGUGUGAGGAAAACUGUCAUAAGAAAUGCUGGGAAGAUCCCUCAAGCUGUGAAGUCAUGACAAAAAGCCACUGCACUGUGUGUACAGGAAAGUGUCAUUACAGUGAACAUGUCAGAGAGAAUAAAAAAUAUGUGGUGAAGACAAAGACCAUCACGAUGACAUUUCAUGAGCUUAAACUGGAGUAUGAACGCACUGGUGAAAAGCCUAAAACCAGCUUUGAUAAAAAAAUAUAUGAAACUAUUUCAAACGAACAUGAAAGAAAUAUGAAAGAAUCUGAGAAUAACACAGAAAUAGAAGAAAAACUGAUCAGUGAUCUGGAGAAGAUUGCAAAUGAAAAGUCCAAACUGCUGCAUGAAGCUUAUAUCAUCAUCGCGAGUCUGUCUGAGAUCGCAUUAAAAGCAGACAGCGCUUUCACUCUUCAGCAUCUGGAUUUCUUGAUUCCCAGACUGAAGGAGGAGGGAAAAGAUGAAUGGAUGAAGAACCUGGAGGAUCUGAGGAAAGCUGGAGAAGAACAGAAAAAUAAGGGGGCUUUACAUCAUGUGACGGAUUUCACUGGGAAAAAAUUGAACCAAUUUGACAAUCGUGUAGCAGCUGCAACGGCAUCAUCCAUUCAUCACCACCGGCGCAAAAGCAUGGAUGAACCUCCCGAAAUAAUAGCUGGAGUUAUUCGUCUCAAAGAUGAAUUUAUUGAACUCUACGAGAAAGAUCACCCUCAGCUCCAGCAGUGCACAGAGAGACUGCGUCAUAUCAUCAAAACAUUUGAAAACGGUUGCAGAUGUGCCACUGAAGGCUCUAGAAUUGCAGGAUGGAUGGGGAUAGGUGGAGCUGCUGCUAUAGUUGCAGGAUUAGCUUUAGCUCCAUUUACUGUAGGGGCUUUUUUUGCUGCUGCUGUUGUUGUUCUUGCUUUCGCUAUAUAUACAUUCAUAAGUGCUCGAUGUAUAAGUGUAAGCUGCAGCUCUCAGAAAAAGCGCCAGAUGACACGGUUAAGAAAAUGCAUUGAAUCUGAACGGAAGGAAUUUCAGGAUAAAACCACCCCUAUGGCUGAAAAGAUGAAAGACAUUCUUGAGCGUACGGAGAAAAUAUUGGGAGAGCAAGAUGCCAUAUGGAUAGAAGAGGUUGCUGAACUGACUAAGCAGGUGUCUGAAACUAUGACUUUAAUUUCAGAAGUUUAUGGUGGGUUCAGCCUUGUGUUUAACAUGAUCUCAGCUGAAAAUACCAGGACGCUCGAUGACAUGGACAAACUAGCAGAAACACCCAUAGAUGAAGAAAUAGAUGAAAGUGAGAUGAACACAAAGGCUGGGGAAUUCAUUGUUAAAAUGAGGAAAUUAAUUAAUCAGUUACAGAACAUUGUUAAUGAACUUGAGAAAACAAAAGACAAACUAGCAGUUUAUUAGGAUACAAACUGAAAACGGCUGAGGGAAGUUAUUGCUCGAUCCAUCUGAACGAUCAAUUCAACUAGUGACCAGCAUCUCAUUACAGCUAAUAAAGUCAGGUCACCUUUACUUUUGUAGUGCUUUAUACAAUAGUGAUUGUUUCAAAGCAGCUUCACAGUGAUAAAGAGGAAAGUAAUAGAAUCAAUGAUGUAAACUUUGAGGCAAAUCCAACAGUCAUACUUGUUCUCAGUAGUGUCAUAAUUCA
Molecule: messenger RNA, 3028 nt
Organism: Sinocyclocheilus rhinocerous
Lineage: Eukaryota; Metazoa; Chordata; Actinopteri; Cypriniformes; Cyprinidae
Exons: 6
Coding region: 280-2784 (834 amino acids)
Molecular function (GO): GTP binding
Source: RefSeq, a predicted model, not a curated record